Molecule: messenger RNA, 2073 nt
Organism: Bombina bombina (fire-bellied toad)
Lineage: Eukaryota; Metazoa; Chordata; Amphibia; Anura; Bombinatoridae
Product: CXXC-type zinc finger protein 1
Exons: 13
Coding region: 410-1939 (509 amino acids)
Biological process (GO): positive regulation of DNA-templated transcription
Cellular component (GO): Set1C/COMPASS complex
Molecular function (GO): DNA binding; zinc ion binding
Source: RefSeq, a predicted model, not a curated record
AUAUAAUGCUUAAGGCAAUGUGUAAACUAGUAUAUAUAAUGCCCAGCAGCGAGGGGCUUCUGUGGUACCGUACUACCGUCACAUCCAGAAACAGCACAGUCUAAUUAACUGAGUUGGUUUGUGCUUGUGCACGCUGAUCUGGUAACAUAGUCACAAAAGGAUUAAACGCUCAGUCAGGAGGACAUUCAUCAAUUAGACGGAAUUCUCUUUCCAUAGCCCAGCAGCAACACCUCUAACACCACGCGCGUAUUUGUCUGAUCAAGAAUAUCCAAUCACAAGCUAUCCCAAGUAUUCACGUAUUUUAAUGGCGUCACGUGAAUUUCCCCUUCCGGACUUUUAACCUGGAAUCGGAAGUCUUCUUUGUUGUUAUGUUUUGGAGGCGGUGUCUGGGAAAGGAAACGGCAGAGAAAUGGAUAGUGAAUUUUCUUCUGACCCUGAACUUGCCAGCAUGGCAGAAGCUGAAAAUGGGGAGAAUGCCCCUGUGUACUGCAUCUGCCGCAAGCCAGAUAUCAACUGCUUCAUGAUUGGUUGUGAUCAUUGUAAUGAGUGGUUCCAUGGACACUGCAUCAAUAUCACAGAGAAGAUGGCAAAGGCUAUUCGAGAAUGGUACUGUCAGCAAUGCCGAGAGAAAAACCACAGCCUGGAGAUCAAAUACCGACACAAGAAGUCCAGGGAAAGGGAGCGGGAGCCAGAGAGAGAGAAGGAAGAGAGAGAGGAAAGAGCAAAGACAGAGAAGAGGAAGAACAGCAACAGUAGCAAACAACAGAUUAAACGCUCAGCCCGAAUGUGUGGGGAGUGUGAAUCCUGUAGCAGAACUGAGGACUGUGGCCAGUGUGACUUUUGCAGAGACAUGAAAAAGUUUGGGGGUCCCAACAAAAUACGACAGAAGUGCCGGCUCCGACAGUGUCAAGUGAGAGCAAGGAAAAUGCUUAGAGUCAGAGAUGAUGAUCCAACAAGAUAUAGGGACACUCCAGAACCAGUAAGCCUUGCUGGGUCUCUGUCUGAUGAAGACUUGCCGCUGGACCCAGAGUUGUAUCAAGAGCUAUGUGCAGGAGGUGCAUUUGAUGAACACAACCUGCCCUGGCUUAGUGAUACAGAUGACACACCAUUUCUGGACUCUGUUUUGAGAAAGAGAGCCGUCAAGGUCAAGCAUGUGAAGAGACGUGAAAAAAAGUCUGAAAAAAAGUUCAAUCCAGGCUGUCUAAGACACAGUACAAUCUGCUAUAGAUUACUUCACAAGGAUGGCCAUGUAAAUAUGCAAUGCUCUGUAACAGCUCGGCCGUGCAGCUUAGGCACAUCACCCUAUUCCGGAACGCCAGAAACCCUUCAGAUGAUCAGCCUUCACAUCGCUCUCCAAAGCAAGUCUCAGGGCGACAUCCAGACUAAUGAAGGUGACAGUGAUGAUACAGACUUGCAGAUCUUUUGUGUAUCCUGUGGCCAUCCCAUUAAUCCCAAGGUUGCUUUAAGGCACAUGGAGAGAUGCUAUGCUAAGUAUGAGAGUCAAACAUCCUUUGGCUCUAUGUACCCAACUAGAAUUGAAGGAGCCACUCGCCUUUUCUGUGAUGUUUAUAACACUCAGAGUAAGACAUAUUGCAAGCGAUUGCAGGUCCUGUGUCCUGAACAUUCCCGUGACCCCAAGGUUCCUGCAGAUGAGGUGUGUGGCUGUCCCAUGGUAAAGGAUGUGUUUGAUCUGACUGGUGACUUUUGUCGUGUCCCAAAGAGGAAGUGUAACCGGCAUUACUGUUGGGAGAAGCUGCGGAGGGCAGAGGUGGACCUGGAGAGAGUACGUGUGUGGUACAAGUUGGACGAGUUGUUUGAACAAGAACGCAAUGUCCGUAUGGCUAUGACUAAUCGGGCUGGCCUUCUUGCGCUCAUGCUGCACCAGACCAUUCAGCAUGAUCCAGUUACAACGGACUUGCGCACACAAACAGAACGCUGAAAGGUGGGGCUGCCAGUGAUAGGAAACCCGAUGUUGGAGAAAAAAAAGGAAAUAGUAUACUGAAGUUUAAUCUUUUAUAUCACUUGUCAAAAUAUGGAUUUUCUUAAUAAAUCUGUUUCUGUCUUUGUCUUUUA